Messenger RNA from Exaiptasia diaphana, 951 nucleotides. RefSeq names its product 5,10-methylenetetrahydrofolate reductase. Gene Ontology annotation, cellular component: cytosol. The coding region runs from base 1 to 951 and encodes 316 amino acids. Lineage: Eukaryota; Metazoa; Cnidaria; Anthozoa; Actiniaria; Aiptasiidae. Gene Ontology annotation, molecular function: FAD binding; methylenetetrahydrofolate reductase [NAD(P)H] activity. The record is from RefSeq and is a predicted model, not a curated record. Gene Ontology annotation, biological process: tetrahydrofolate interconversion. The transcript has a single exon.
AUGAAAGUUACCGAGCAUUUGGAGAAGGCCGACGGGCCAUUGAUCAGCUUCGAGAUCAUUCCACCCUUGCGCGGGGGAAAUCUCAAGCAGCUUCUCGGGCUGAUCGAAAGCUUGGUGAAGCACCGUCCGCCGUUCAUCGACAUCACCAGCCAUGCGGCAGAGGUCAUGUACGAAGAGACUUCCCAGGGCAUCCGCCGUCGGGUGAAACGCAAACGGCCCGGAACACUGGGUGUUUGCGCCUUAAUGCAGAAUAAAUACCAGGUCGAUGCGGUUCCCCACGUCUUAUGCCAAGGCUUCAACCGCCAGGAGACCGAAGAUUUUCUGAUCGAGCUGCGGUACCUGGGCAUCGACAACGUGUUGGCGAUUCGCGGUGACGAUUCCGGCUACCGCAAACCCCUGGACCACGGCCGAACCCGCAAUGCCGACGCGGUGGAGCUGAUCCAGCAGAUCUCGGAUAUGAAUAGCGGGCAAUACCUGGAAGACGAUCUUCUGGACGCGGAUCCGACCAGUUUUUGUGUCGGCGCGGCGGGAUAUCCCGAGAAGCAUUUCGAGGCACCGAAUCUGGACUCCGAUAUCCGAUGGGCGAAGAAGAAGGUCGACGCCGGUGCCGACUACAUCGUGACCCAGAUGUUCUUCGACAAUCGCUACUUCUUCGAGUACGUGGAGAAGUGUCGAGCGGCGGGCAUUGAGGUGCCGAUCAUUCCCGGGCUCAAGAUCCUGACCACCAAACGCCAUCUGCGUAGCAUCCCGCGGACCUUCCACUGCGAAAUCCCGCCCGCGUUGGCGGACGAAAUCGAGAAGGCCAAGAAAGACCAGGUCCAGUCCAUCGGUGUGGAGUGGGCCCUCGGCCAGGCCCAGGAGCUGGUGGAUAAGGGAGUGCCCUCGGUGCACUUCUACAUCAUGCAAAGCCCUAAGGCGAUCAACUCGUUGUUGCCACGCCUCAAGCUGUGA